AUGUCUCCCUGUCUCGAGGCAAAGCAAAACUUUGUAGGAGAAAGUUAUUGCUUAUGUAUUAUAUAUGCUUUUCGUUGUUCUUCACAGAUCGUCACGCGCCAACAUAAUGAGAAAAUUUCAAAACAUACGUUCAAACCAUUCCAACCAGAUGAUGAAGUCCAAAUAGACAGAAUACAAAUAGCCCAUCAUUUAUACCGGGUGAUUUGGGACGGAAAUUUUAGUUCUCCAGUAAAAGCGAGAUUAUCAAAAGGAGGCGCUAAAGUGUUAGAUAUAGGGUGCGGACCAGGUACAUGGAUAUGUGACAUGGCAACGGAUUUUCCAAAAUCGUCAUUUAUAGGUGUAGAUUAUGUACCAACUUUUCCUACCGAAAAACCAACAAACGUUCAAUUUAUUGUCGGUGAUAUACUAGAAGGAUUAGAUUUCGGGGAAGAAGAAUUCGAUUUUAUUAAUAUGCGACAGAUGGCAUUAUGGUUUUCGGAGGAACAAUACAAGAAACAAGUGAUCCCUGAAUUGACGCGGUUACUUAAAGUUGGCGGAUGGUUAGAAAUAUCAGAAUCAGAAUUUCAAGCACAUUUGAUAGGUCCCAAAUUCAAAGAAUAUCUUGUUAGUCAAAUGGCAAAAUAUAACCGAAACCCAGAUGUUCUCUACGAACUUGAGGCAUGCUUAGGUCAAUUUAGCAACAUAUCGCGGGAUAAACGAAAAAUUCCGGUCGGUUCAAAUGACAAAAUAAUCGGACAGUAUUGUGCAAUGUUAUGUGUUCCGCUAAUGUUGGAAAUUUUGUCAGAACAUGUGUUAAAAUUGUCGCAUAAAAAGUGCGAGAAAAUGGUUAAAGAGGUUAUAGAUGAGGCCAACAAAUAUAAUUCGAAAUCUAAUUGUUACGAUAAAGGUUUGCUGGGAAUGCAGGAUGUUGAAGUGCCAUUUACUAUUGAGGAAUAUGAAGUGUUUCAAGUCGUUGGAAACGAUAAUUUUCCAAG
This is a messenger RNA of Ambispora leptoticha, 974 nucleotides long. Lineage: Eukaryota; Fungi; Glomeromycota; Glomeromycetes; Archaeosporales; Ambisporaceae. The record is from the annotation of a GenBank genome assembly.